Fimicolochytrium jonesii is the source of this 1145-nucleotide messenger RNA. RefSeq lists its product as uncharacterized. Lineage: Eukaryota; Fungi; Chytridiomycota; Chytridiomycetes; Spizellomycetales; Powellomycetaceae. Gene Ontology annotation, cellular component: mitochondrion. The record is from RefSeq and is a predicted model, not a curated record. The transcript has 6 exons. Gene Ontology annotation, molecular function: flavin adenine dinucleotide binding; electron transfer activity. Bases 111 to 1145 code for a protein of 344 amino acids.
CUUCUGCCCAUGCGUGCGUUGGGCGCCUUUUGGGAUUGACAGACAUUGCUGAAAUCCUCAUCGUCCAAGGGCUGGCUCAUCGUCGUCCUUCUCUCCGCACACACGCAACCAUGUACUCCCGCAGCCUGCUAUCCACCGCCGUGCGUUGUGCGCCGCCAAAGGCACAGCUGCGACGCUUCUUGGCUGCUCGUAACGCGAGCACAUUGGUCCUUGUCGAGCACAAGAACGACGCGCUGGUCUCCUCUACGUUGAAUACCAUCUCGGCUGCCAGCAAGCUCGGUGGUCCAGUGACCGCCCUGGUUGCAGGCAAUGCGCCUGACAACGUCGCAAAGGCGGUGAAGAACGUGAAGGGGGUGGAGAAGGUCCUGGUCGCCAAACACGACGCAUACAAGAAUGCGCUUCCCGAGAACCUUGCGCCUCUGAUCGUCGCGGCCGCCAAGGCUGGAAAGUUCACCCACGUCUUGGCUCCACACACCGCUUUCGGAAAGAACGUGCUUCCGCGUGCCGCUGCGAUCUUGGACGUCAACCAAAUAUCCGAUAUCACCGCCGUCAAGGGAGAGGACACAUUUGUCCGCCCAAUCUACGCCGGAAACGCUGUUGCCACGGUAAAGUCGAAGGACCCCAUCAAGCUCAUCACAGUGCGUCUUUCCGCUUUCCCCGUCGCUGAGACUGGAGGCUCUGGAUCUACUGAGACCGCCCCAUCUGCUGAUGUUGCGUCAACAACAGAGUGGUUGAAGGAGGACAUUGUGAAGACGGACAGGCCUGAACUCACGGGAGCCAAGGUCGUCAUUGGAGGAGGUCGUGGUAUGAAGAGUGGCGACAACUUCAAGCUUCUCUACGAUCUCGGAGACAAGCUCGGAGCGGCUGUUGGUGCCUCCCGUGCCGCCGUAGACGCUGGAUUCGUCAGCAACGAUCUUCAGAUCGGACAAACCGGAAAAAUCAUCGCGCCUGAGCUUUACAUUGCUGUCGGUAUCUCCGGAGCCAUCCAGCACUUGGCAGGGAUGAAGGACUCGAAGUGCAUCGUCGCCAUCAACAAGGAUGCCGACGCACCCAUCUUCCAGGUGUCGGAUUACGGACUCGUUGCGGAUCUCUUCCAGCUAAUCGACGUUCCCAAGGCCGUCCCCGAACUCACCCAGAAGCUGUAA